This is a messenger RNA of Odobenus rosmarus divergens (Pacific walrus), 2303 nucleotides long. RefSeq names its product A kinase (PRKA) anchor protein 17A (gene AKAP17A). Gene Ontology annotation, biological process: regulation of RNA splicing. Gene Ontology annotation, cellular component: cytosol; nuclear speck. NCBI's taxonomy places the organism in Eukaryota, Metazoa, Chordata, Mammalia, Carnivora, Odobenidae. Bases 192 to 2303 code for a protein of 703 amino acids. Gene Ontology annotation, molecular function: protein kinase A binding; RNA binding. The record is from RefSeq and is a predicted model, not a curated record. The transcript has 5 exons.
AGCGGAAAUGCGUCACAGGGGCGGGCGGCGGCGACGGCGGGUGGCGUCGGGGGCGCCUCCGGCGGACCGUGGGGGCGCCGGGCGGAGAGGCCGCGGCUGCCGGGGUCGUUGGGGGACGGCGGUGAGCUCGGGCCUGAGCGGCGGUGGCCGGGGGCGCAGGCGGAGCCCCGCGCCGGCCCAAGGCCCCGGCUAUGGCAGCGGCUACCAUAGUGCACGACACGUCGGAGGCGGUGGAGCUCUGCCCGCCGUACGGCCUGUACCUGAAGCCCAUCACCAAGAUGACCAUCAGUGUGGCGCUCCCGCAGCUGAAGCAGCCCGGGAAGUCCAUCUCCAACUGGGAGGUGAUGGAAAGGCUGAAGGGCAUGGUGCACAACCACCAGUUCUCCACGCUGCGCAUCUCCAAGAGCACCAUGGACUUCAUCCGCUUUGAGGGUGAGGUGGAGAAUAAGAGCCUGGUCAAGUCCUUCCUGGCCUGCCUAGACGGCAAGACCAUCAAGCUCAGUGGCUUCUCCGACAUCCUCAAGGUGCGCGCCGCCGAGUUCAAGAUCGAUUUCCCCACCCGCCACGACUGGGACUCCUUCUUCCGUGACGCCAAGGACAUGAAUGAGACGCUGCCGGGGGAGCGGCCAGACACCAUCCACCUGGAGGGCCUGCCCUGCAAGUGGUUCGCCCUUAAGGAGUCAGGCUCCGAGAAGCCCAGUGAGGAGGUUCUGGUCAAGGUGUUCGAGAAGUUCGGGGAGAUCCGCAACGUGGACAUCCCCAUGCUGGACCCCUACCGGGAAGAGAUGACUGGCCGCAACUUCCACACCUUCAGUUUCGGGGGACACUUGAACUUCGAGGCCUACGUGCAGUACCGCGAGUAUGUGGGCUUCAUCCAGGCCAUGAGCGCCCUGCGCGGGAUGAAGCUCAUGUACAAGGGUGAGGACGGCAAGGCCGUGGCCUGCAACAUCAAGGUUUCCUUCGACUCCACCAAACACCUGAGUGACGCCUCCAUUAAGAAACGGCAGCUCGAGAGGCAGAAGCUUCAGGAGCUGGAACAGCAGAGAGAAGAACAAAAGCGUCGAGAGAAGGAGGCCGAGGAGAGGCAGCGAGCGGAGGAACGGAAGCAGAAGGAGCUAGAAGAGCUGGAGAGAGAGAGGAAGCGAGAAGAGAAGCUGCGCAAGAGGGAGCAGAAACAGAGGGACCGCGAGUUCCGCCGGAACCAGAAGAAGCUGGAGAAGCUACAGGCGGAGGAGCAGAAGAAGCUGCAGGAGAAGAUCCGGCUGGAGGAGCGCAAGCUGCUGCUGGCUCAGCGCAACCUGCAGUCCAUCCGGCUCAUCGCUGAGCUGCUGAGCAGAGCCAAGGCAGUGAAACUGCAGGAGCAGGAGCGGAAGGAGGAGACGCUGAGGCUGCAGCAGCUGGAGGAGAGGCGGCGGCUGCAGGAGGCCGAGCUGCGGCGUGUGGAGGAGGAGAAGGAGCGGGCCCUGGGGCUGCAGCGCAAGGAGAGGGAGCUGCGGGAGCGCCUGCUGAGCAUCCUGCUGAGCAAGAAGGCCGACGACCCGCACACGCAGGAUGAGCUCGGGGUCUCCCACGCGGACUUGCUGCAGCCCGUGCUGGAUAUCCUGCAGACCGUGUCGGCCAGCUGCGUGGGCGCUGCCUCCCUGCAUCCCCUUGUGGGCCAGCCCCCCCCCAGCACCCCGAAGGAGACCCCGCCCCGGCUGGAGACCGACAGCACGCCAAAAAAUGUGAACGGGAGCGUGGCCGAGGGGGCCCAGUGCAAGGAAAGCCUGAAUUCUCGUCUUGCCGCCGCAGGUGACAGCUCCCCUGACAAGAGGUGCCCCGGUGUCCUCUCCUGCAUUCCCGACAACAACCAGCAGCCCAAGGGCUUGCCCGCCGCCGCCGCCACCGCCUGUGACCAGAGCGUGCCCAAAAAGGACAUCCGUUCUGAGCAAGACAAGUGCAACCGCGAGCCCAGCGGGGGCCGAGGCCGGGCCAGCGGGGGCCGGGGGGAGGACGACAGACACAAGCGAGAGAGGAGCCGGCCGCGGCGGGCUGGCAGUCGGGAGGACGGGAGGCAGGGACGGAAGGAGCGGCGGCAGCACAAGAAGCACUCACGCCAGGAUGACAGCCCCCAGCGGCGGAGCGUGAGCCCCGACCACAGCCGGUCUCGGAGAUCCCACAGCAGAGAGCGGUCCAGCCGGAGGGAGAGGAGCCGAGACCGCAGGGGCGGCUCGGGCAGGAAGCGUAGCCGCCAUGGCCACGGUGACCGAGACAGGUCACGCUCAGGGUCCCCCAGCCGGCACCGCAGCGCAUGGAACAGGUAA